AUGGGUCAAGAAGAAGCCAUAUUCCGCGCUGCGGAUAUGUCCUUGGUGCAACUAUAUAUCCCUUCAGAGAUUAGUAGGGAUGCUGUUUAUGCCCUUGGUGAAUCAGGUACUAUUCAAUUUAGAGAUUUGAAUUCAAAAGUUAAUACUUUCCAAAGAUCAUUUGUUCAAGAAAUUAGACGUUUAGAUAAUGUUGAAAGACAAUAUCGUUUCUUCAAGAAUGAAUUAGAUGAUCGUGAAAUUGAAUUGAAACCUGCUCCAUAUAUCGAGGAUGAACAGUUUUCACCACCUUCAAAACCAAGUGAUAUUGAUGAGAAAGUUGAAAAUGCUGAAUUAUUAGAACAAAGAUUAAAUCAAUUGGUUGAUUCUUCCGAAACUUUAGAAACUCGUAAGAAAGAUUUACAACAAUUGAGACAUGUUUUAAAAGGAGCUGAUGAAUUCUUCAGUAAAGCUUCCAAAAAUGCUGAUUUAGUUAGUUUACAUGAAGAUUCUCAAGAUGUUGAAAAUCAAGUUCAACAACAACAACAAAUUCCAAAUCAAAGUUUUGUCACUGGUGUCAUUCCAAGAAGUAAAAUCAAUCUAUUGGAAAAAAUCUUGUGGAGAGUAUUGAGAGGGAAUUUAUUUUUAGAUUCAAUUGAAAUUGAAGAACCAAUUUAUGAUCCAAAAACUAAAAAAACAUUGCUAAGAAUGUUUUCAUUAAUUAAGAAAAUUGCAGAAUCAUUAGAUGCAGAUAUUUAUGAAAUUGAAUCUGAAGAAUCUAAAAGACAAGCUUUAUUAGAUGAAGUUAAUGGUAAUUAUUCAGAUUUAACCACUGUUUUGGAAACAACAAACCGUACUUUGGAUACUGAACUGAUUGCCAUUGCACAAGAAUUAUCAAAUUGGUCAGCUAUAAUCACAAAGGAAAAAUCUGUUUAUGAAACUAUGAAUUUAUUUGAUUAUGAUGUUAAUAGAAAGGCAUUAAUUGCAGAAGGUUGGAUUCCAACUAAUGAAAUUGAACAAGUUAAACAAAUCUUACAAACAAGUUCCACUGGAUUACAAUCUAUUGUCAACACUUUACACACCACUAAAACACCACCAACUUAUCAUAAAACUAAUAAAUUUACAGAUGCUUUCCAAAACAUUUGUGAUGCUUAUGGUGUUGCUCAAUAUAAAGAAGUGAACCCGGGUUUACCAACUAUUGUUACAUUCCCAUUCAUGUUUGCCAUUAUGUUUGGUGAUAUGGGACACGGGUUUAUUUUAGGAUUAGCUGCAUUAAUGUUGGUUAUUCAUGAAGAUAAAAUUGCACGUAUAAAAAGAGAUGAAAUCUUCGAUAUGGCUUAUAGUGGGAGAUAUAUCUUGUUAUUAAUGGGAUGUUUUUCAAUGUAUACUGGGUUUUUAUAUAAUGAUUUAUUUUCCAAAUCAAUGACACUUUUCAAAAGUGGUUGGGAAUGGCCAAAACAUCAUGAAGGUGAGACAAUAUUUGCUUCCAAAACUGGUAUCUAUCCAAUUGGUAUAGAUCCUGCAUGGCAUGGAACUGAAAAUGCAUUAUUAUUUACAAAUUCCUACAAGAUGAAGUUGUCAAUCUUGAUGGGUUUUAUUCAUAUGACUUAUUCAUAUUGUUUUUCAUUAGUUAAUCAUUUACAUUUCAGUUCAAUGAUUGAUAUUAUUGGUAAUUUCAUCCCAGGUUUGUUAUUCAUGCAAAGUAUAUUUGGGUAUUUAUCAAUUUGUAUUGUUUAUAAAUGGUCAAUUGAUUGGAAUUCAAUUGGUAAACCAGCACCAGGUUUAUUAAAUAUGUUGAUUUCAAUGUUUUUAUCACCAGGUAAAGUUGAAGAAUAUUUGUAUUCAGGACAAGAAAAAAUCCAAGUUGCAUUGUUAUUAAUUGCAUUAGUUUGUGUUCCUUGGUUAUUAUUAUUAAAACCAAUGUAUUUUAAAUAUAAAAUGAAUCAAGAACAAAAGUAUCAAGAAUUGAAUGAUGAUGUUGAAGCUAUUCAAGAUUUACCAACAGAACCUGAUCAAUUAGCAGAACAUCAAGAUGAUGAUGAUGAAGAACAUGAAGGUCAUAACUUCGGAGAUAUUAUGAUUCAUCAAGUUAUUCAUACUAUUGAAUUUUGUUUAAAUUCCGUUUCACAUACUGCAUCAUAUUUAAGAUUAUGGGCGUUAUCAUUAGCACAUGCACAAUUAUCAACAGUUUUAUGGUCAAUGACUAUUCAAGGAGCAUUUAAAACAACUGGAUUUAUUGGUUCCCUAAGUAUUGUUUUCCUUUUCGGUAUGUGGUUUAUCUUGACUGUUGUUAUCUUGGUUAUCAUGGAGGGUACUUCUGCAAUGUUGCAUUCUUUACGUUUACAUUGGGUUGAAAGUAUGUCCAAGUUUUUCGUUGGUGGUGGUAAACCAUAUGAACCAUAUAGUUUUAAAACUAUUUUAUCAAGUGUUGAAUUAUAG
Hansenula anomala is the source of this 2415-nucleotide messenger RNA. RefSeq names its product H(+)-transporting V0 sector ATPase subunit a (gene VPH1). Gene Ontology annotation, cellular component: vacuolar proton-transporting V-type ATPase, V0 domain; vacuolar proton-transporting V-type ATPase complex; fungal-type vacuole membrane. The record is from RefSeq and is a predicted model, not a curated record. NCBI's taxonomy places the organism in Eukaryota, Fungi, Ascomycota, Saccharomycetes, Phaffomycetales, Wickerhamomycetaceae. The coding region runs from base 1 to 2415 and encodes 804 amino acids. Gene Ontology annotation, molecular function: proton-transporting ATPase activity, rotational mechanism; ATPase binding. Gene Ontology annotation, biological process: proton transmembrane transport; vacuolar acidification. The transcript has 3 exons.